Molecule: messenger RNA, 927 nt
Organism: Scomber japonicus (chub mackerel)
Lineage: Eukaryota; Metazoa; Chordata; Actinopteri; Scombriformes; Scombridae
Product: stonustoxin subunit beta-like
Exons: 4
Coding region: 1-927 (308 amino acids)
Molecular function (GO): protein binding
Source: RefSeq, a predicted model, not a curated record
AUGACAGAGAUCAGAGGGCUGAGUUUGUGUAACCUCUCAGAGAGAAGCUGUGCAGCUCUGUCCUCAGUUCUCAGCUCCCAGUCCUCUAGUCUGAGAGAUCUGGACCUGAGUAACAACAACCUGCAGGAUUCAGGAGUGAAGCAGCUUUCUGUUGGACUGGAGAGUCCACACUGUACACUGGAAACUCUCAGGCUGUCAGGAUGUCUGAUCACAGAGGAAGGCUGUGCUUCUCUGGCCUCAGCUCUGAGCUCCAACCCCUCCCAUCUGAAAGAGCUGGACCUGAGCUGCAAUCAUCCAGGAGACUCAGGAGAGAAGAUCCUGUCUGCUGUACUGGAGGAUCCACACUGGAGACUGGACGAACUCACACUGGAUCCAAACACAGCGAACAGAGAGCUCAAACUGUCUGACAACAACAGGAAGGUGACACAUGUGGAGGAGGUUCAGUCCUACCCUGAUCACCCAGACAGAUUCGACUGCAGGCCUCAGCUGCUGUGUAAAGAUAGUCUCACUGGUCACUGUUACUGGGAGGUCGAGUGGAGAGGAAAGGUUCAUGUUUCAGUGAGUUACAGAGGAAUCAGCAGGAAAGGAGACAGUGAUGACUGCAGGUUUGGAGGGAAUGAUCAGUCCUGGAGUCUGUUCUGCUCUGAUGAUGGUUACUCUGUCUGGCACAAUAACAGAAUAACAUCCAUCCCCUCCUCCUCUGUCUCUAACAGAGUAGCAGUGUAUGUGGACUGUCCUGCUGGCUCUCUGACCCUCUACAAAGUCUCCUCUGACACACUGAUCCACCUCCACACCUUCAACACCACAUUCACUGAACCUCUGUAUGCUGGGUUUGGGUUCUGGUCUGACUGGUUUGGCUCCUCAGUGUCUCUGUGUUCUCUGCAGGAGGGAAAGUCUGCCCCUGAGAGUCUGUCUCAUUUUAUUUAG